Trichosporon asahii var. asahii CBS 2479 is the source of this 879-nucleotide messenger RNA. RefSeq lists its product as uncharacterized. NCBI's taxonomy places the organism in Eukaryota, Fungi, Basidiomycota, Tremellomycetes, Trichosporonales, Trichosporonaceae. Gene Ontology annotation, biological process: chromosome organization involved in meiotic cell cycle; DNA strand invasion; mitotic recombination. The record is from RefSeq and is a predicted model, not a curated record. The transcript has 9 exons. Gene Ontology annotation, cellular component: condensed nuclear chromosome. Bases 1 to 879 code for a protein of 292 amino acids. Gene Ontology annotation, molecular function: nucleotide binding; ATP-dependent activity, acting on DNA; single-stranded DNA binding.
AUGUCUGAGAACGGUGACGAGGGCAUCAACGUCUCGGACAUCGGCAAGCUCAAGGCAAACGGCAUCGUGACCGUGCUGGGUGUCGCGCAGACCCCGCGCAAGAACCUGGCCAAGAUCAAGGCCAAGAUCGAGAAGCUGAAGGUAAGCUUACGUGCGCCAGAGUUGAAGCUGACAAACAGGAAGUCUGUGCCAAGCUGCUUCUUCGCGACGGGCGUCGAGGUGUCCGAGCGCCGCACCACCGUCUUCACGAUCAGCACCGGUUCCAAGGCCGUCGACGGCAUGCUAGGCGGCGGCAUCAGCACGCAGAGCAUCACCGAAGUCUACGGCGAGUUCCGUACUGGCAAGGUGUGUGUCCGCACUGCUCAGCUGUACAGAGGGACGUUCCGCCCCGACCGCGUGCGCGCCGUUGCGGACCGCUUCGGCGUUGACGGACAGCAAGCGCUCGAGAACAUCCUCUGUGCGCGCGCAUGGAGCAGCGAGCAGCAGUGCGAGCUCCUCGUCGAGCUGGCCAUUCAGUUCGCCGCUGCGUCCAGCGCCAAGCCUGUUGGAGGUGAGCUCGUGCAUGGCGUUCGAGCUGACCACAGGCCAUGUCCUCGCGCAUGCCUCCGCAAGGGCCGCGGCGAGGAGCGUAUUGCGAAGCUCCAGGACUCGCCCGACAUGCCCGAGGGCGAGGCCACGUACUGCCUCAAGUCUGGUGAACCAAGCUCGCUGCGAGGUCGAGUGAGUGCUAUUGGUGAUGCGCCGCGAGCUGACCCCAGGCGGAAAGAGAAAGAAGGUGAGCUGAUCUAUGUCGACCUCGAGCUCAUGUCAGCGACGAAACGAGAAGAUCUUCAAGCAAGCCCAACCAAGAGCCUGUGUAAGCUUCCCAGUGCCCUUUGA